AUUGUCACGUUUGAGAUAUUUGCAGAAUCGGAAGAAUGGGUUUUUCGGUGGCUCGUCCAUGAAAACCGAUUGUUUUAUUUCUUCUAUUUUGUCAGACGAAGCUCAAUAGUCACAGUUUGUCCGAGCUGCAGCAAUGGCGGAAAAAGGUGGAAAAGGAUUUUCAGUACCGAAAGAACGGAAGAUUUCAUCGAAAUCCCCCAGUAAGAAGGGAGCUUCACUGAAAGGGAAGGAUAGCUCAUCAAAGAGGGGAAGGAAGAAGGUUCACUUUGAGACUUCGGAUUCUGAAGAUUCACCAACAGCAGGGAUCAGAAGUUCAUCAAAAUCAGGUGGCAAAAUCUCGUUUGAGAGCCCUGUUGCUAAAGGAGAUAGCAGCAAAGGGGGGAAAAGUGAUAAAACAGGAAAGACUGGUGGCAAGGGCACUGUGCCAAAGGAACCAACUGUUCUAGAGUUGAAAACUGAAGAAGAGCUUCCAAAGGAUGCAAAAUGCCUGAUGGAUUGUGAGGCAGUAGCCCGUUUACAAGGAAUCCAGGAUCAGCAAGCCGUUCUGUCUCAGGACCCAGCUUUUAAAAUGCCAGUAUCAUUUGACAAAGGCCUGCUGUAUGCCAAAGCUAGUAACCAUUAUAUGAGUCAUCAGUCUGUGAGACAAGUCCUACAGAAACUCAAAAGACACGGCAUCUCUGAUGGCGAGGUUUGGAGCACAACACAAAUGAUAUGCAUGAUUGCUAACAUUUGCCCUGAAUCGGUUGAUGAAGUGUUUGCUCUUGUUCCAUCUUUGAAGGCCAACAGGCGCAAGAUUGAGGAACCCCUCAAAGAUGUAUUUUAUGAAUUAGCCAAGUGUAAAAAACUCGAUUGAAUCUUUGAUGACAUUAACAGAUCCUGUUUUUUGGUAAGCUGUUUCUAACACAAUUUAAAAGAGUUGGGAGGUUUUGCUUGGUCAGUUGGUUGGGCUAUUGAAAUUUGUCUGAUCAGAGCUGAUCGACUCAUCUUGGUUUUCUGGUGGUACUGUACUCUUCAUGAGAUUUAAAGUGAUCCAUGGAUGUUAAUUGUUGAAA
Messenger RNA from Macadamia integrifolia, 1052 nucleotides. RefSeq names its product DNA-directed RNA polymerases IV and V subunit 4-like. Gene Ontology annotation, biological process: DNA-templated transcription initiation. Gene Ontology annotation, cellular component: RNA polymerase complex. The coding region runs from base 134 to 853 and encodes 239 amino acids. Lineage: Eukaryota; Viridiplantae; Streptophyta; Magnoliopsida; Proteales; Proteaceae. The record is from RefSeq and is a predicted model, not a curated record. The transcript is spliced from 9 exons. Gene Ontology annotation, molecular function: nucleotide binding.